Molecule: messenger RNA, 1377 nt
Organism: Schizophyllum commune H4-8
Lineage: Eukaryota; Fungi; Basidiomycota; Agaricomycetes; Agaricales; Schizophyllaceae
Product: WD40 repeat-like protein
Exons: 8
Coding region: 1-1377 (458 amino acids)
Biological process (GO): protein secretion
Cellular component (GO): endoplasmic reticulum membrane
Molecular function (GO): guanyl-nucleotide exchange factor activity; GTPase activator activity; protein binding
Source: RefSeq, a predicted model, not a curated record
AUGCGCGCCAAGCACACGAAGCACGACCUCCCCGCGUUCCCCGUCUACUCCUCCGCCUUUCUGUCGGACACGGAGCUAGUUAUUGGCGGCGGUGGCGGGCAGGCGAAGACGGGCAUCAAGAAUAAGCUGAGACUAUUCGAGACCCAGAAUGACUCGCAACUCAAGCAGGUGGACGAGCUGGAGCUCGCGCCAGGCGAGGACGCGCCUAUGAGUAUGGCCGCAGCAAGAAAGACCUCCAAGGUCAUUGCUGGUGUCAACAGCAGCGAGGACAGACUGAAGGCGGGGCACAAUGAUAACUGUCGCGUCUUGAACGUCGCAGACAAGAAAAUUACCCCUCUAUCCUCUCAGGGCACCCUUCCGACAGAAGACAUCGAGCAUCUUCUGGAGGACUAUCAGCGCGUCACUGUAGUAUCCCCCGAUGAAUCUAUGGUCGCUGUCGCAGGAACGCACGAUGUCACCCUCCUCUCCUUCCCUUCCCUCGAACCCCUCGCCGCCCCCUUGCACUUUGGCGACGAGAUUUACGACGCGUCCUUCUCGGACAAUACCCUCGCCAUCGCCACCACCGGCAAAGUCCACCUGCACGACCUCCCCACCUCGUCCUCGUCUCCUGCCACCUCCCCAUCCUCCAAAAAGAAGUCCAAAGGCAAGGGCAAGGCCGUUGCUCCCCUCCCCGUCCAGCGCACCAUCGACGUACCUACUCUCCUUGACGGGACUGCCACCGGCUCAAUUCGCGCCGCCAAGUUCUCCCCCACCGACCCCUCCAAGCUCUUCAUCGCCGUCAACACCACGCCUGCACGGGGCAAAGGGAAGCGCGCCGUCCCACGGCAGUCCUUCCUCUGCGUAUGGACAAUCUCAAAUGGGGAGAAGGGCGAGAAGGGCGCAGGCACGGUGGAGCGGACGAAGAAGCUGGGCGACCGGGCGCUGACGUGCUGUGAUGUGUCGCUGGAUGGGAGGUUGAUUGCGUUUGGGUUUUCGGAUUGUAGUAUCAGUCUGUUAGAUACGAAGACGUUGACGCCCCUCGUCACCAUUCUCAAAGCACAUGAAUUUCCCUCCACGACGCUCGCGUUCAACCCACAGGCGACGCUCCUCGUCUCGGGUAGCGCGGAUAACUCGGUGCGCUUGAUAAGUGUGCCCGCAGGGGGUACGAGGGAUGGGAUGGGUGAGCUGUCCUCUUGUGUUGCCCAGGAAGAUGAAGAUGCUGAUCGACCUCCUCUCAGCAUGGACGACGAUCAUCCUGAUCCUCAUUACGCUUCUCGCCAUCGUGCUGGCGUUCGUGAUGAAGCAGGCCUGAGAGUUGGGGGUGCAGGCUCGCGCUCUCUCACCGCGCAAGAAGAUUUUGUAAGACGACGGUCGAGCGGAUCCAGCAGUGGAUUAUGA